Messenger RNA from Habropoda laboriosa, 1236 nucleotides. Its product is annotated as T-box transcription factor TBX6-like. Gene Ontology annotation, molecular function: DNA-binding transcription factor activity, RNA polymerase II-specific; RNA polymerase II cis-regulatory region sequence-specific DNA binding. Gene Ontology annotation, biological process: regulation of transcription by RNA polymerase II; positive regulation of DNA-templated transcription; cell fate specification. Gene Ontology annotation, cellular component: nucleus. The record is from RefSeq and is a predicted model, not a curated record. Lineage: Eukaryota; Metazoa; Arthropoda; Insecta; Hymenoptera; Apidae.
AUGCGCAUUAGAACCUUCAAGUUUGCUUUGUCGACGUGUAGACAGAUUAUUGAAGAUUUAGUAUUUAUGGGUAGAAAUAUAGUCAUGGGUUCUCUGUGGGAAUCGGUGUCUUUAGUUUCUACGUUUGUCGUUCAACUGCAUCAACAAAUGCUCUACCGACAGCAACAAAUCGUUCUUCGAAGACACAGACCAGAAGACAUAUCGAAUCCAAAUACGUGGAUAAUACCGAGUUUAGGCGGAGGACCUCCUCUGCCUUCGGCAGUGCGGAUUGAAUUGCAAAAUCGGGAACUCUGGCAGCAAUUCCACGCAGAAACUACGGAAAUGAUAAUUACGAAGGUGGGCCGGCGAAUGUUUCCGUCCAUUCAGUUGACUAUUACGGGAUUAGAGCGUCGAGCUCGUUAUUGCGUCCUCCUCGAAGUGGAGCCGGCGUCCGAUCGUCGACACAAAUACGCCGGUGGCGGCGGCGUCGAGAAAGCCUGUGGGAACGUAAGAGGAUGGACAUCAAAAAAACCUCAGCCACGAAUUGAUCGAAGGAUUUACCUGCAUCCGGAGAGCCCGGCAACCGGUGCGCAUUGGAUGCAACAUCCGCUUAGCUUCAACAAACUCAAGUUGACCAACAACGCUGUCGACCCUAAGAAUAACGUGGUCCUCACGUCCAUGCACAAGUACAUUCCACGGAUCUGGAUCAUUCGGUGCGACGAUGUGACCAGAUUGAGCGAUCUAUACUCUCAUCCAGCGUCCUCGUUCAAGUUCAGCGAAACAGAAUUCAUUGCCGUGACGGCUUAUCAAAACGAGAACAUCACAAAGCUGAAGAUCGACAACAACCCUUUCGCGAAAGGCUUCCGAGAAACGGGCCAAUCUCGAUGCAAGAGGAAAUUCCAGGCGGAGGCAGAAAGAUCGAACCACAUGGACGACGACGACGAGAACGCCUCGUCGGAAUCGGAAUCGAAGAGGUCCUCGUUGAAUCACCUAAACGUCGCGAGUCAGAGGCCGAAGACAGCUUCCAGCGAGACCGGGAGUUUGGACGACAGUGGCGCUAGUAGUUACGGCGGUAUCAGUCCACCUCUGCCCUCGAUUAUUCACCAAAAUUCACCGUCCAGGGACGUAGAUCGCGACGCACAGCCAAGAUUACACAGGCCAUGGAUCGAUUCUCCUACGCGAUUGUCACCUAGAUUCGCCAAUUUCAACCUUUCCGCGUAUUAUCUGCGACUGUUUCAUCCCUCUUUCGCGAUGUAA